Messenger RNA from Closterium sp. Naga37s-1, 1590 nucleotides. Lineage: Eukaryota; Viridiplantae; Streptophyta; Zygnematophyceae; Desmidiales; Closteriaceae. The record is from the annotation of a GenBank genome assembly.
AUGUUUCGCACAACAGGCUCAUCCCCUCCCUUUCCAACCAUUCGUCCCUUCCAUUUUCGUUCUUCCCCAUUCACCCACCCUCCUCAUUCGUCCAUCUCAUCCCGUCGCGUUCACCCAUCAACGCAGGUCAAGCUGCAAGCCAGCAACGUCAGCAACGCCACGUCGUCCGCGUCGCACGCGUCGCUAGGGGCUCCGCGGUAUCGCUCGGCAUGGCAGUGCACGUCGCACAUUCUCCGCAUUGAAGGGAUCCCCGGCCUAUACCGUGGCGCCACGUCAUCGUUCAUCGGCGUGGCAGUGGAGAGCUCCCUGCUGUUCGGCUCGUACACUCAAAUAAAGACCGCCCUGCAGAGCGGAGAGCGCGCAGUGCCCACAGCAGGCACGGUGGCGACAGCAGCAGGGCUGGCGGGCGGGCUCAUCAGCUUCGUGCUCUGCCCCACGGAGCUCGUCAAGUGUCGCCUUCAAGUGCAGGCCCAGUCCCCGGCUCUCUCACCCGCCGCCUCUGUAUAUACCGCAGCAGCAGCACCAGCAGCAGCAUCAGCGGGUGCUUCUAAGCGAGUGUCUGCCAUGACUCGCCUGACCCCUUCGUUUGCCGCUGCUGCUCACCCCGCCCCGUUCAGUACAAACGCUGCCUUCCCCUCCCUAGCACGCACCCCAGCAGCAGCAGCAACAUCAGCAGCUGCAGCAGCAGCAGCGACAUCCCAACGCCAGCAAAUCCAUUCGCAAUCGCCUCUGCAACAACAGGCUUUGAUGCAGCAGCAGCAUUUUCAGCAGCAGCAGCAGCAGCAGCAGCAGCAGCAGCGGGUGGUGGGGAGUGCGGGUCACUACAAGGGCCCGUGGGAUUGUGUGGUUCAGACCGUCAAGGCCGAUGGGCCACAGGGGUUGUUCAGAGGCCUGGCGGCAACAGCACUGAGGGAGUCGCUGGGCAACAUCGGCUUCUUUCUCACCUAUGAAGCCAUCAAACACCGCCUCCUCCCCGCCCUCGCCCCCUCCUCUCCCUCACACUCCUCUCCCUCCUCGUCUUCCUCCUCCGCCUCCUCGGACCUCUCAGUUGAGAAUGUGUAUGAAGGGUCAAGCCGAGACAGGGAGGCCUCGAGGAGAAGGGAUGUGGCAGACGGGAGAGGGGGCGGAGGGGAAGGGGUGUUGAGGGGGAGGGAGGCAGAGGGGGUGGGCGGGGCGAGUGAGUGGCGGAGGGUGGCAGCUGAAGCUGCUACUGCCAUUGCCAGUGGGGGGAUUGCAGGCAUCGUGUUCUGGUCAGCGGUGCUCCCAUUCGAUGUCAUCAAGACGCGCAUUCAGACGGCCGACGCGUCGGCAUCGCCCGAGUCGCUGAGAAUGCUCAGCCACAUGCUGCUGCUCUCCCUGCUUUGCCUUGAGUCGGUGCAGCUCUUGCCAUGCUUCUUGUAUCUUGUCUCAGUCCGUUUCGCACCUUGUACCAUCCCUCCUGGUUUCGUUUUUCAGAUUCUAAGGGAGAGUGGCGUCAGGGGGUUCUAUGCCGGUCUCCUGCCCACACUCACCCGAGCUUUCCCGGCCAAUGCUGCGGCUGUUGUUGCCUGGGAGCUCACCUCGAGGCUGCUAGGGGUCUCCAACCCUUGA